Messenger RNA from Magallana angulata, 4060 nucleotides. Its product is annotated as lysosomal cobalamin transporter ABCD4-like. The record is from RefSeq and is a predicted model, not a curated record. Gene Ontology annotation, biological process: fatty acid beta-oxidation; peroxisome organization; very long-chain fatty acid catabolic process. The transcript has 17 exons. NCBI's taxonomy places the organism in Eukaryota, Metazoa, Mollusca, Bivalvia, Ostreida, Ostreidae. Gene Ontology annotation, molecular function: ABC-type transporter activity; ATP binding; long-chain fatty acid transmembrane transporter activity. Gene Ontology annotation, cellular component: peroxisomal membrane. The coding region runs from base 319 to 2223 and encodes 634 amino acids.
AAGAAUAAUUUUCAAGCUCUGAUUUAUUUAUUUUUUCUUCCUGAUAAGACUUAAAUAUAAUCAUGUUUUUUUUUUGCAUUUCUACGUCGUAAGAAUUCACCGAAAUACCUACGUUCAUACAGAAAUGAUUAAGAUUGUUUUAUGAUAUGACUAACAUCAAUACAAAAAUGUUAUGUAUUGGUUUCUAAAUUUUCUCUUUUUAACAAACCGGAAGCUUCAACAGUUACAUAAUGCCAAAGUCCGACAGCAUGUGAGGACCGGAGACCGGUGUACGUUGGAAGUGACUUUGAAUGGUGGGGGUAAAGCUGGACAUUUAGAAUGGAUUCUGGGCUUCAGACACGAGCCAAACACAAUAAGCCUGUGUUUGGGCUGUUAUUUUUUAAGCGGUUUGCUAAACUGACGGGUUACAUGUUCCCGUCCUGGAGAAGUGUCCAGGUCCUUAUAUGUAUCUUGCUGCUCAUUCUUGGACUUCUGGAACAAGUGGUGAUAUUUUAUAUUGGAAACAUUCCGUCCAAGUAUUACAAGGUGUUUGGGGAUCGCGACAUGGCAGGAUUUAGGGAAAAAACAAUUAUGGCUGUUCUCCUCAUCACAGCUGAAGCUUUCAUAAAGGCCUCCACCCUCUACCUUGUUUCUGUGCUGUACAUCAAGUGGAGGGGCUGUAUCAACGCAAAAAUACACAAACUCUAUUUCACUGAUCUCGUCUAUUACACGGUCAAUAUGGCCGGCAAAAUCGACAAUCCGGACCAGCGGAUCACCCAGGACUUGGACAGGAUGUGUGACAACUUCAGUCAGAUCUUUGCCCCGAUUAUCAUCGCCCCCUUCACCAUCGCUUAUUACCUGUAUAAAAGUGUACAAAGCACAAGUUACCUGGGUCCUGUUGGUGUCCUUUCUUUCUUUAUUGUUGCCACGGUGAUCAACAAGUUACUGAUGUCUCCAGUUGUUCAUUAUGUGUUCCGAAGAGAAAAAAUGGAGGGAAAUUACAGAUUUAAACACAUGUUACUAAGAGCUAAUGUUGAGUCAGCCGCGUUCUACAGGUCGGGUGAGAUAGAGAAGUUCUACACGGAUCAACGGCUACAUCGUCUCCUGAGAACCCAGCACAGCCUAAUACUGAGGCAGUAUGCCCUCAAUUUCUCGGUGAAUAUAUUUGACUACCUGGGAGGAAUACUCAGUAACAUUUAUAUAUUUGUAGUCUCGGUGAAUAUAUUUGACUACCUGGGAGGAAUACUCAGUUACAUCCUUCUUGCCUUCCCGAUAUUCAAUGGAGACUUUGACAGUGUCUCACCCUCAGAUUUUUCAUCACUCAUCAGUGCUAACUCCUUUAUCUUUAUGUACCUCAUCAACUGCUUCACUCGUCUGAUUGAUCUAUCAUUAAAAGCAGCAGAAGUAGCAGGUAAUGCUCACAGAGUUGGAGAGUUGAUAGAAGAAUUACAACAGGUAAAAGACAAGCAGAGGACCCUUAAUUAUGUCAAGGACAGCCAUCCACCAAACCCUGCCAGUGAACAAGUUGAAUUAACAGAUAUCAAUAUUGACAGCCAGAUGACCCAGAAAGCUCUAACCGUGUCAGAGCUUACAUAUGCCCCACCCAAGUCCAGUGACAUUCUCUGUAAAAAUUUAACAUUCCAGCUGGAGGCAGGGGUCAACAUCCUGGUGACUGGGGAUUCAGGGUGUGGCAAAAGCUCCUUACUGCGGGUCAUAGCUGGUCUGUGGCCUUCAACAAAUGGCAGUGUAAGAUUUCAUGAAGUUGUGAGUCCUAGUAAGAUUCUGUUUCUACCACAGAAACCCUACUUCACAGACGGCACUCUGAAACAACAGGUUAUUUAUCCCCUGAAAGAAACAGACCAUGGCUCAGUUUCUCUUGAUGAUGAAACCAUUCACCAGUACAUGGAACUGACAGGAUUGCAGACCCUCACAGAGAGGUCCUUGGGGCUGGAAAACUACUCCUCCAACGAUUGGUAUCAGGAGCUGUCUCCCGGUGAGAUGCAGAGACUGUCUUUUGUCCGUCUUUUCUUCCAUCAACCCAAGUUUGCAGUAUUAGAUGAAGCGACGAGUCAGAUUGGAGUGGACCUAGAGCGGGUGUUGUACUCCAAAUGUCAGGAGCUGGGGAUCACUCUGAUGAGCGUGGGCCACAGGAAAACCCUCCGGGAGUUCCACCAACUGGAGCUCCGCCUACAGGGGAGGGGCAACUGGACAAUUCAGCCAAUCACAGACAGUAUUAUAUCCUGAUGCCUGCCAAACAUAGAUACAGUAUAACAAAUUUCAUUAUGUAGUGCAGCAAUGAUGUGAUGAUUAUGCUUGUCAUGUAAACUCAUUGGAGAAAGUUAACUUUUUUUAACACUUCUUUUAUUUUUUGAGGGCAUUUUUAUUUUUUUUUCCACACUUUAGAAUCAUGAGGCAUUUGUUUAUUUUUAAGAAUAUAUAUUUUGUAGUAAAUAUUACAAGUUACAUAUACAGUAGGUACUUAAGUAAAUAUUGUGGGAUCAUUUAUAUUUUUGUUAGAACCAAACUUUUAGUAAUUGUCCUACAUACUCAGGACCUUGGGGAUAUGUGAAUAGAAUGUUUUCAUAAUAAAAACCUUCACUCUUUCAGUGUUUUAAGGUGAAAUAACACACCUAGAAAAAGUCACUCAAAUUAACAGUAAAUUAUUUGAUUAUGAAAGUUGUAAUGAUAAACAAACUGUACAUAUGUCAAAUAUGCGAAAAAUUUGCAGUUUAGGUUUAAAAAUUGAAUGUCUAAAAAAAUUCAAUUCAGUAAGUAACAACAAAAGCCUAUAAGGGAUUUGAACUCGGGAUGUACAGAUCACAAUCCCGACUUUUUAUCCAUUCAGCUAUGGAGUAAGUUACAUGUUGCCGUCGAUAAAAUCCUUUAAUAAAACGAAAUAUCAUUUGAAUCAGAGGUCUGCCAUUUUGUAAUGAUGUGUUAUUCCACCUUAAUGGUAAUAUAUAGGGGUUUCUGCAAGCAUAAUCACCAAUUUUCUUUAUGUUUUUUAUAUGGAUACACAUUAAAUAAUGUAAAUUUGUAGCAAAAUACCAUCAAUUUGUUGCUAAGGGCAACUGUUGUCUUGGUAAUGGAGACCAGAGAUAGAAAAAUAGCAAAUCAUAGCAACUUUGAAGUAAUAUUAUGAUAGAAAGUAAUUGCAGGUUAUAUAAGAUAUGAAAUAUUAAAUAUUAGAUAAAUAAUAUAAUCAUAUUUCAAAUUAAAAAGAAAACAUUGAUGGGCAAAUCAAUAUCUAAAGAAUAUUGUUACCAUAAAAGCUGGUGAUUGUUUUCAAAAAGUGAUUUUUUUAUAUAUUAUUUUAAUACCACAGAAGUUAUCAUUAAAUCAAACUAGCAAGUUUGCAGCUGUUUUUAAAUGUACAUGUUUGAUAAGAAAAUUGACACAUAUUGUUAUGAUAACAAGGUUAAAGAUAAGAAAAAAUGAAAAAUCAUGCUAUUAUGAAAAGCGAGAAUGCUUGUUUUAAACACAAUUUAGAACCAUUCUUUGUAAAUGGUACCAAUUAAAUCUAAGAAAUUUGAUCUUCCAUAUGAUAAUUAAACUGUAUGAUCCAACUACCGGUAUGUAUAUUUAUAAGCGUUAUAAUUUUGAUUGACACAAAUACUCGCACACAUAAUGGUUUCUUAAAGAUAUAGGUCUUCCAUUUCAUAAAAAGUUACAUGUAAACCAAGUUGGUGAGCAUUUUUAAAUUUAUUUGUAUUGAAUAAUAAUAAUUUCAGGUAUUAUUGUUUUUUAAAUUUUUUAGCUUCACAAUCAAGAAUUUGUAUUGAUAAUUUGAUGUGUGUUAUACUAGCAUAAACAUCAUUAUAACAUGAGAGUAAUAUCAACAAUGGACAGUACUGGGCAUGUUACAGAUGAAUCUAUAUAGAGAAGUAGUUCUGAUUUUAACUCAGGAAUUCUGUUUGCUUUAUCUGAGAUUUCUAAUUGUUUUCUUGUUAAGUGUGUGAGAUAUUGGAUAUCUGUUUUUGCUGUGGUUUGUUAAUAAGGAGAGAUUUGUGUAUACCCAUCCAAUGGGAUGUCUGUGUAUUGAUUGAUAUAGGUAUAUAAAAUUGAUAAACCAAAAACUUUU